Molecule: messenger RNA, 2939 nt
Organism: Paramecium sonneborni
Lineage: Eukaryota; Ciliophora; Oligohymenophorea; Peniculida; Parameciidae
Source: the annotation of a GenBank genome assembly
AUGAAAAAAAAAAGAGAAUUGAUGAAAAAAAUUUUUAAAAGUAUAGCUGGAAAAUCUAUUUUGAUAGCAAAUAUCUCACAAGGUUUGUGGUGGAUAUUUUUGUCUUUCUACAUAAUGGAUUAGACUAAUUAUGAAGCUCUAUUUUUAUAAAUAACAUGCACAAUUUUCAGAAUUUCAUAAUAGAUCAUAAUUGAUUAGUGGUGUGAAAAAUAAACAAUUUUACAUCUAGUUUCACUAUUUUAUUCUGUAUUGUACAUAGAAACUUUUUUAUUUUUAAAGUACAAUAAUCCUUUUGGGAUAUAUGCAAAUUGUCUAUUAUUUGUUGUAACUUUUAAACAAUAUUUAUCUAUAUCAUCAGAUAAAUCAAGCAAAAUCUGCAAAAUAGGAUUCCCAUCUUAUAUUUUAUUUAGAAAUAUCAUCUUAAUAUUUACUGAGUUUAACUUUUAUUUAAUUGAAAGUUUGAUAGUAUUUUUGGUGAUAUUUCUAUCUUUAGCAUACAAUAAUUAAUUAGUUAACUAUUAAUGCUAAUGUCAAUGUAAGAAAUAGUUUAAUAAUGCAAUAAUUGAAUCAUAAAUAAAGAAAAUAGAUGAUCAUGAUUCAGCUAACCAUCUAUAAUUAAAUUAAUCUUUAAUCAAAUCGUUUAGUCGAGUAACAAUUGGAUAAACACCACUGAAAAGUUAAAGUAUUUUUUUAAAGGAAAUGAGCUAUGAAUCAAAGAUAAUUUAAUUCUCAAAUUUAGGAUAAAAUUAAAAAUUAUAGAAAAGUUAAUUUUUAUAUAAUAGAGCUUCAGAAUUAUAAUUCCAUUAAUUUUAUCAAAAUUUAAUAAACUCUUUUCCUUAAGGAGUACUCAUACUAAAUUAAAAUCAAUAAGUUAGUUACUCAAAUAAUUAAUGUGAAAAAUUGUUAGAAUGUUCAGGAUCAGAAUAAAUAGUAGAUAAAAUAAGAUAAUGUUUAAAUAGUGCCAAAAUGCCUGAAAAUGAUAAUGAAAUUUAAAAUUAUUUAAGAACACCUAGAUUUAAUAAAUAAUUAAAUCAAUACGCAUUAUUUAGGAUCGUGAAAGAAUUAUAAAAGGAAAAUUUGUAAAUUGAUAUUUUGGAUAUACUGCUUUAGCCUUAAAAAUACUUUCCUUUUUUAGAAUAGAGAUAAUUUGAUUAAUUAGGAAGUUAAGAUGAUUCUAAAACAGAACAAUUAACUUUUUAAUAAUAAAUGUUUGUAUAUGAAUGGCUAUUUGAGUCUAGUUAGAGUAGGAAAGUUAAAUAAAAGAAACUUAAAGUAAUUUUAAUUCCAACAUUCAUGACUGGAAACUAGCAAGAGUACAUAUCAAUGCCUUCUCAUCAUAAAUGUCCAAGUAAACUUAAUAUUUAAUUCUAAAAUGAUGUAGAAAUGCCUGUAUUAUUAAUAAUGAUAAAAAAUAUAACAAGUAAACAUUAAUUCUAAAAAAUGAAGAAUGAGUAAAUAAUACAUCAUAGUUUAAUAAAAUCUUUUUCUCAUGAAUUACGAACUCCUUUAAAUAGUUGUUAACAAAUGCUAACUUUAAUAAAAAAUUAAUCUGUUGAAAAAAAGAUUUAAAAUUAUAUAGAUAUUGCUUAAUGUUCAAUGUCUCUAUUAGUUCAUUAAAUUAAUGAUAUUUUAGAUUAUGCAGCAAUUCAAUCAUUUUAGUUUCAAUAUCGUAUUAAACCUUUUACAUUUGGUAACAUUGCAUAAGAGAUUUACAAUUUGUAUAAAUUACAAAUGAUUUAAAAACAUAUUGAAUUUACUGUAAAAAUACAACCAAAUUUAAGUGAUUCAUUAAUAAGUAAUGAUCAAUAGAGAAUAUUAUAAAUUUUAGUGAAUCUUUUGAACAAUGCCUGCAAAUAUACAAGAGAAGGUGGUUAUGUGAAAUUAAGCAUUAAAUAAAAAAGUCUAUUUUAUAUAAAUAUAAAAGUUAAAGAUAAUGGAAUAGGAAUUGAAGAUGAUAAAUUAAUAAUGAUUUAAAAUAAUUUGAUUGGCAAUGUUGAAUUUGGUGCCAGAUUAAAAACAUAGUAAGUUACAUAGAAAGCUGGAUUAGGAUUGAAUAUUGCUGCAAAGAUUGUAGAGGGACUUAUUGAAUCAAAUAAUAAUUAAUUAAUGAUAAGUUCAAUAAAAAAUAAAGGAACAAAAGUAUAAUUCUAGAUUUAAAACUUUUUACAAUCAUAAAAUGAUUAAUAUUAAUCUUCAAAUCUCUUAUCUUAAUUAACAGGUAGAUUUAAUCAAUCUGGAAUGUAAUAGACUUUAAGUGAAAGAAAAUAUGAUGAUAAAAUGCCAAUAAAGUCUAGCAUUUCUAAUUCUAAAAUAGAUUAUGAUAUUUAACUUCCAGAUAAAUACUUAUAAGAUUCAGAAUCAUCUUAAGAAACUCCUAAAUUAAAUGAUCCUGGUAAAUAAUAGUAAAUAGAAUUACCUAAAAGUCCAUAAUACUUUUCGCAUAAAAAAAUUUAAUCUUGUUAAACAAUAGUAAAUUAGGAAUUAUUUUCUAUAAAACAAUACCCUCAUCUUUGUUAAAUUUGUAGAAGUGUAUUGAUUGUAGAUGAUAUUCCAUUUAAUUAAAUUACCCUUAGAUUAAUGUUAUAGAAUUUUUAAAUUGAUUCAGAUUAAGCAUUCGAUGGAUUUCAAGCUAUAGAAAAGGUUAAAUAGAAAAUGUUAGAACAUUGUUCUUUCUACAAAUUGAUUUUUAUGGAUAUUGAAAUGCCAGGAUUAAAUGGAUUUCAAACUAGUAAAAAGGUAUUUACUUUUUUUUAUCAUAGAUUUUAGAAAUCACAGGCAAGUAAUCUUUCAUUGUGAUUUGUUCUGCUUAUGAUACAUAAGAGAAUUUUAUUGAAGGAGCAAAAAUAGGAAUUAAUUCGUUUCUGCCAAAACCUGUUAAUUAAAAAGAAUUAGAGGUAAUUUUAAGAAGCAUUUUCCCUUUAAAAAAAGGAUUAUAUUGA